AUGGAUGUAGGACGCGAGGGCCACUCGGGCCUUUAUACCAUGCACUUCUCCACAGUGUUCCCAGUGGAGAAGGCGUCACAGGAGAAGGCAAGCAGCACCGCGACGAACUUGUCCUUUUCAUCCUCGCCACCGGUACCGGCGUCCUCCGAGGAGGUCAAGCCUAGCGCGAGCGGCACCCCGGGCUGCUCUCUCUCCCAGUUCAGUCAAUGGCACAUGCUGAUCCGCGUGGACGUGGAGAACGAAAUGUUCUUUGUGAAGGGUGACGCCAAGGUGUUCUCGCCAACGCCUUCGCUGACCAGCGGGAUGGCGCGCGGCAUCAACCGCGAUGGCACACCCACGCAGAGCUCGACGUCGCCGGACGGCAUCCCGAUUGUGCCUGUGCAUCAGAAGGAUCGGCGGUGCAGUGUUUCUAUUGGGAGCUACUAUCGUCAAGUCGAGGGUCUCGAGGCUGCAGGGACAGCACCGUCGUCAUCCAUGCUCGGUUUGGAGGUGCGGAUGCCACGACUGGAGGCGGCUGUGUUGGGGAUCGCGAGGCCGGAGAUGCUGACGGACGUCGUGCUGAACUGCUCAGGACACAAGUCCUGCGGGUGGUACAUGGGCGCAGUAACGGUGACGGCGGAAGGGAAGGCGGUAGUGACGCCGCAGACGAUUCGGUUCCUACUGAAGCCCUUCUACGGUCACCGAUGCGCGCAGUGCCUCGACCCUGUCUACGCCAUCGGCUACACGUGCGAGCACUGCCAGGUGCCCCACUACUGCUCUCGGGAAUGCAUGAAUUCGCACAUGAAGCGGCAUCACAAGCUCCUGUGUCCGCUGUUGUAUGAGAAGUACCGCUUCCAGUCUGGUGAGGUGGUGACGGAGGUGCCGGAUGGGUCGGCACUCGUGGCGUGGUGGCGCUGCCUCGAACACGGCACCUUUAGCGUGCUGGUGGACCCCAACAACUCUCUCGGCUACGCAAUUGAGCUGACGCUGAACGUGCUCAAAUCGACACGGCAGGAGGGUCUGCAGUACCGCCUGGUGUCGUCCACGGCACUGACGUCGUCGCCGCCCCAGGAGGAGGUGGCGCGGUUCGCCUGUGUGCUGCUGCGCGAGGUGAACCGCAGCGCUAUACUGGUGGGCUGUGCGCCGCUCGCGGCGGCUUGCCUCGAUUAUCUCUACGUCUUCAGCCCAACCGCCGACUUCGCCAUCCAGGCGCAUAUACUCUUUUUCACCACCUUCCACUGCGAGGACCUCGACGUGCCGAUCGACACCUUUGAGGAGUACGUCUCCUACGCACGUCCCCUCCACGCGCUGGCGUCGCUGCAGAUCAACUACGCGCUCAAGAGCACGAUUCCGGCAGAGUUCUGGCGUCGUGUGAAGGUUGCGAAGGACUCUAUCGCCUCGCUGCUGGCGGUGACUAACGUCGUGCCCAGCGGCGGAGUGGAGGGACUGAGGGAGAUCAUCACAGCACAACAGCGCGACGCACUCAUGAUGCUGUCGCGCAUUUUUGUGAUGAUGGCGGCGCGCGCGCCAGAGAGUGAGUGCCAGCGCUGGCUGGAGCAGGCGGAGCGCUGCCUGAGUCAGUGCCAGGAUGGCCUGGCCGUGCCCAACUCCUGCGAGGUGGAUGCGAUGAUAUGCUUCCGCCGCGCAGCCCUCUUGCUUCUCUUCAAGACUGAUGCGAAGACGGAGGAGGCCAAGGUGCAGCGGAAAAAGGGUGAGUCGUUCCUGAGGCUGCGUCAAAAUCCCUCGUUUGACGCAACAAGCAUGCAGCAGCAGAAUGGCGUGGAAAAGGGUGAGCAGAUCCAGGAUGGCGUCAUGAAGGCAUAG
Molecule: messenger RNA, 1803 nt
Organism: Leishmania braziliensis MHOM/BR/75/M2904
Lineage: Eukaryota; Euglenozoa; Kinetoplastea; Trypanosomatida; Trypanosomatidae
Exons: 1
Coding region: 1-1803 (600 amino acids)
Source: RefSeq, a predicted model, not a curated record